This is a messenger RNA of Lymnaea stagnalis (great pond snail), 5025 nucleotides long. The record is from the annotation of a GenBank genome assembly. Lineage: Eukaryota; Metazoa; Mollusca; Gastropoda; Lymnaeidae.
AGAUGGGCCAAACAGGUUUACAGGUUUCAAUACCAAAGAAUUUCGAAAGAGGCAAGGGACUUUUCCUACCGACGAUGUUGUUAACACCGUAAAACUAACAUUGGGAAGAGCGUAUACAGGUAAGUUAAAAAGAUGUAUGAAUUUUUAGGCGAUAAUUUUAUAUAUAUAUAUAUAUACACAACAUUGUACUUAAUUAAAAAAUGCAAAUUUGACCAUGCUAGAACACUUCUUAGAGAGUUGCAUAGGCUGCCGAUCCCCGCUCGCAUAGAGUACAAAAUUGCAAUUAUGUGCUACCGCUGCUUGCAUGACCUGGCACCGUCCAAUCUCAGAGCGCUACUGACGCCAUAGGUACCCACUAGACAACUCCGCUCAUCUGAUAGUGGCAAACUCUCGAUACCACGUGUUCACCUAGAGACUUAUGAGGGGCGCCCUUUCGCAUUUGCUGCCCCAACAAUUUGGAACACCCUUCCUGUCGCUCUCAUAAACACCCAGAUAGUGGAGUCUUUUAAAAAUUGAUCUCAAGACUUAACUUUUUUGCAAAUUCCUGCUGGGGUGAUGUUGUUUAUAUAGCUAUUAUCUUGUAGAUGUAUAUUGGCUUGUGUUGUUUAUGUUUGAAAGUUAUGAAAGACUUAGAAUAGGUAUUAUCGUAUGUAGUUUUUGUAAUGUUGCAUUUUGUACUUCAGUGUGGUAUGUACCGCGCUUCGAGCCUUCGGGGAUGAAGUUUGAUUUUCAAAUAUUAUUAUUAUAAGCUAUUAAACAAAUGUUCUUGAAAUGCUAUCAGUUCUAGUAUAUAUAUAUAUAUAUAUAUAUAUAUAUAUAUAUAUAUAUAUAUAUAUAUAUAUAUAUAUAUAUAUAUAUAUAUAUAUAUAUAUAUAUAUAAAUAUAUUUUUUAUAUAUAUAUAUAUAUAUAUAUAUAUAUAUAUAUAUAUAUAUAUAUAUAUAUUUUAUAUAUAUAUAUAUAUAUAUAUAUAUAUAUAUAUAUAUAUAUAUAUAUAUAUAUAUAUAUAUAUUAUGUGUGUGUGUGUGUUUACGUGUGUGUACAACAUAUAUAUAAUUUGCGCCUUAUUAUCAUUAUAGUAAUAGAAGUAUGCAUAUAUAUUGCUACACUUUUGAACCAUUAAAAAAUACUCUUUUUCAAUUAAAACUAUUCUUGUACACUUGUCUUAUCUUCGAUCAAUGCUUAGAUGUAUAGCCUGACAUUUUACAUACAAGAUAAUAAAAUGUACGUAUCUGUUUGAAAGGCAUCUCUGCUGAUGAACUGGCAUCAGCAGCACAGAGUGAAAAGGAAGCAUCUGAGGCCUUACUUGCUGCCCACAACGCUGAUGGUAAGAGAUUGAAUUCAUUCAUCAUACGCUCCUAUCAUCGCAUUCCCUAUGAACAGAAUAAUUAGAUAAAAUUUAAAAUGGGUAUAAUGCAAAGCAAAAAUAUGACAUAAUUUUAAGUUUAAGGUCGCUAUUAUUUAUUAUUGGUUUGGCUGACCUGUAACAACUUUACCGAAUUUCUAUACACAUUAUCGAAAUAAAAAAAUUAACAACAAUUUAUAAAGCACCAAUUUAAACAUGUUAUUUAUUAUAAUGCUGAAAUAUGUUUAAAAUAACAUUUGAACAACCGGCUGUAAAAGGUUAACAAAAGAUCCCCUCUUGUAAUGAAACUAGAUGCAGAUAUUUUUUCGUUAACUAUCCAAAGCACUCUUAACAUUUUUUGCUUUAAUGUUGUAAUGCAAAUUGCAAAUAGAAGAAUGCUAAAUUUGGCAAAUGUUUGCAGUUAUUUAUAAUCAGAGGUUUAGUGCUGAAGUGGAUUUUUCUAUCCAUUGCUUGGCGCUCCAUGUUAUGCUGUCUCCCUCUAUGUAUUCCGUGGUGUUUGGUAGACGAAAAUAGUCAACCUGCCCCGCUUAUUUUCAUUGUGUCAACACCCCUUUUCAACAUUUCAGACUAGUUGGUUAGCGGCUGGUAAGUCUGUUGUCAAGGUUUCCUUCUUAAAUUGAUGGACAAUCUGUUAUUAAAAGAAAAAAAAUAUUUUAUUUCUCUGGGACAAAGGGCUUGCCCAAGGUGCUGCCAAGGGGGGCUUUCUAAGGGAUGGCCAAGGAGGCUGGCCAUAGAGGGGGGGGGGCUGGCGAAGGGAAUGGCCAAGACCUUCACAAACAUUUAUCUGACACGUUAAUUAUCUCGUCACGAAAAAAACAUCAUCGGAAACUUGAAAUUAAUUAUUAAAACUUAUCUAUCAUCUCUCGUCACUACAAAUGAUUUGAAAGAAACAAUGCGAAAGCUGAAUGAGAAUUAGAAAUAGAUUUUAACAAUGAAAAAGUGAUAUCACUUAACAAUUGAUGAUCUUUUCUUUAAGUGUCGGAUGCAGACGCUCAAAGUGUAAUCAAUGAAGUAGCGGCCGGAAUAAAUGGUGUCCCUGCUGUGGAGUCUAUUGACUCGGGUAAUGUUCAAAGAACACUUUUUUGAUGUUUUAAUAAGACUUGCAAUAUACUUUAAGAGUUAUAAUUAAAUGUCACUAAAUUACACAACGCGUAUUUCAGUAUUUUAACUAAAAUGUGUUAGAAGGAGACCUAUUUUUUAUUCGGCAUACUCUAAUGGACAAUGUGUGAAUUAUUGUUUAUGUUUAGUUGUUACAGUAAUUUAAUUGAAAAUGUGCUUUUUUAAUUUUUUUUUUAAUAAAACAUGUGUUUUGAUAAAAUAUGAUUAAUCCAUCUUUCAAUUUUGUUUCGUAAGCUAAGUAUACUCAAUUUAAGAAAAAUACAAUAAAAUGCUAUUUUUUAAAAAAAAAUAUAUAUUCCAGAUGAACUUGGAGACCAAGCAAAUAAAAUUACGCUUAUCUUGCAGUUGUGGAAAGGACUGAUAGAAAAAGUCAAGAGUCAAGAAGGUAUAUUUUCACAUUCUCAUUUGCUAUUUCACUCGACAGCCUUAAAUUCAGUAAUAUGCUUUAAAUGAAAUGUGAUUCUAACAGCUCAAUCUAAAUGAUGCAAACUUUGUUCAUGGUGAUCACGAACAUUUCUCUUACUGACCCACAUGGCAAAUACACGAAAUUGUCAUUCCUUUAAAUCAACAGAAAUACAUUAUUAGCAAAGAGGGCAUCAGAAAUCAAACAAUAAUUUAUAAAAAAAAUCUAUAAGAUAUUUAUUUUUAUAUAUCUUAUAUAUAUAUUUCAUAUUUAUAAAAUAGUUUUGCCCUCGGCUACUAAAAGAUAGGCACCAAGGGCUGAUUGGUUAACUUCCUUUUAAUUAACGUUUAUGUAUUUGGGGAUGAGUGAGAGAGGGGAUUAACUGCUUCAUUAUAUGUUAUAAUUAAUUGUACUAUUUAUUUUUAAAAGUUCUUUAACUUUUCAUCCGUUCAUAUUCCCAUUAUAUCGACCUACAUUCCCUUAACCUAUCGAGCUGAAACUUGGCCCAUAGAUUCGUCGCGGAUGAUAACACGUCGUUUCAAAUGUUCAGCCCCACUUUCAAGUCCAACAAUCAGUUGUUACGUUUUGUCAAGGGGCAGAUGCAUUAAAUAUGAUGACGACCCCGAUUUUAACGAAAUAAGAUGUCCGAUAACUGCCUGCGCUAAUUGAGAAUUAAUUUUUUUUUUUUUUAAAAUAUGGCUAUUUCGGUUGGGUGUGAUAUAUCCUUUUGUUUUACUGACAUAGUUGGUGAAAUGAAUCUGCAGUGUAAAUGAGGACGAGUCAUUAGAAUAUUGAUAUAGUUAUAAAAAUGUUUGGAUAGCGAGCCUUCAAGGGGAUAACUGAUUGGGAUUCUUAUAAAGAGUGUUAACCAUUCUUUGCCCUUAAAUUGAUUAAAGAAUUGUAGGAAAAAAAUUGAUUUCUUUGUUGUUGUAUUUUUAAAAAUAGUGUUGUUUUUAAACAGUGCAUCAUUUUUGACAUUGUAUUUGAAAUUCUACUUCUAGGUUUAGGACAAAAUUAUGAUGCAGCUUUGAAAGCCCUCAGUAACUUAUCUGAUUCUCUCCUUAAGGCGGUAAAGAAAUCGGGUAAACUUUAUAUUUGUUCAUAAAUUAAGUAAAGUGUUUGUUAUCAUUAAUUGUCAUGGUAUAAUUUUUUCAGGGAUUAAUUUUAACAGCUUUUCUGUAUUUAUAUUUCAACGUUAAAAUACAAAAUUAUUACAUACAAAAUAUUGUACAUAAAAAUAUAUAUAACCUUACACAGUAAAUUAUUCUAUACAGUGUAUUUAUUAAGUUAUGACUGACGCAAGAACCAUAGCUAAAACAUGCACUAAGAGUUUAUUUUAUCGUUGAAAUUUCUGUAAUUCUGACUCUAUCUAUUCAGCUUUUUAAGUCUCUAAAUGAUAAAGAUAUGUAAAAAAUAAUUAGUUCUACAAAUUACUAUAUGCAAUUUUGGGAAAAACACGUUUUUUAAAGUGGAUAUAUGAUAAAAAUAUUGAGUUAUUUAGCGUUAAAGGAGAAAAAAAACGUGAACAACGUGGAAAUAACAGUAGAACAGCGUUUCUCAACAUGUUGGUCGCGGCUCCAUCUGGGGGUCUAAUAACUCAUACACAAUAUCUGUAAGACCAUAAAAGAACAUAUAGAUUUCUGAAGUAGAUACUAAAGAAAAACUAUGGUUGUGGUGGGUCACCACAAAAUUGGGAAGUGUGUUAAAGUGUCGCUGACUAGGAAGGUUGAGAACCUCUGUAGUAGAGGCUUGAGAUUUAAAGUUAAUUAGAUAAUCUCUUUGAUACAUCACACACACACACACAUUUGUUCGAGCAAAACAUAUGCAUUUAUGUAUCUAAUGAGUUAAUUUAGUAACUUCUUAUCCAUUUCUCCUAUACAUUAGUGCAUUGAUAAAUCAUAUCUUAAAGAUGUUUUUUGGCAACAAGUCUCCAGUUGUAAUUAUUUUUCGGGGCUCACUUGAUGGUUUGGAUUGAAACAACGAUGUUCAUUGAACGUAUUUUUCAGUUAGGUCAUAUCUAAAAAAAAGAUUAAAUCACGGUUGUUGAAAUUAAAAUUUAAAUAUUAUCUUUCAAUUUAUUUCCAUUCAUUUUAUGUUUUAGUGGACUAUGUGACAGUCAAAGUUUUUAAAAAGAAAGCG